AUGCAUUCAGUUGUACAACUGACUAGGUAUCCCCCUUUAACUGUAUGGUACCCUAUUGCCAAUAGUUUGCGUCUCCUGUCUGUUCCAGUUCUUGCCUCGUCAGGGAUCGACUACAACAUCAAAAUCUGGUCACCUCUGGAGGCGUCGCCGUCGUUUAACAGAGUCCUAGCUGAUGAGGUAUGUUUGGUAAAUGAUUUAUUCAACCUUAGUGGCAGAAGGCAAGUAGACUGAGGUGCACUUCUCUGUCAUCCAGUAGAGGGAGUGGAUUCCCCACUGUGUGGGACUUCCCCAUAGUCUGUCUGCUCCUCUCCAUGAGCUCUCACAACAGCUGACUGGAGACGCCUUCCUCCCUGUACCCUCCCUCAUCACCCCCUCUCUGUUCUCCCUCCUCCUCCCCAUGCCCUCUUCUUUCUCUUUCGUCACCCCUUCUCCCUCUCUCACCAGUCCCACUCCCAACUCCAGUCAGUGAUAGAAACCACAUUUUCUUUGAAGCUUCUGACACAACAGAGAUGAUGAAUUCAGAGAUCAAAUAUAAGGUUCACUGGUAUAAUUCACUUUCACCCGCUCUCUUUCUCUCACACUUAUUCUCCCUGUAGGUGAUCACGCGUAAUGAGUUGAUGCUAGAGGAGACCAGGAACACCAUCACAGUCCCUGCAUCCUUCAUGCUGCGAAUGCUGGCCUCCCUUAAUCACAUAAGAACGGGUACACACACUCUGUUCAAUUUUGCUUGUAGUUUUGUGAUAUUAACUAUAUUUUGGGGCUUUCGUGAAUUGGUUGAAAUUGUGGUUUGGAAAGCAGUUAGCCAAUGAACCAAUAGAAAGUGCAUGUGGAAGUAUUUAUGUACUUUGGGACCCUUGAGCUUGGGCUGAGUAAACCUCUUACCACCGGGAGAUUAACUGGUUCAUUCACUCAAUUACCAGCAACCAGUUAUGAUGCUUCUACUGCAGACCCCACAAGCUGGGUACAGUAGGAAAUGAGAUCUAGGUUGCGUUCAUUAGACACAAAAUGGAAGAAAACAGACUGAAGUAGUGUGGAACUACAAGAAUCCAAUAAGAAAUGCACAUUUUUGUUUUCCGGUGCCUUAAUGAAAAUGACCCAGGGGUUUAUUACACACUCUCACUUAGUUUUUCCUUCCUUUCCUCAGAUCGCUUGGAGGGCGACCGCUCAGAAGGCUCUGGACAGGAGAACGAGGAUGAGCAGUAG
Molecule: messenger RNA, 1203 nt
Organism: Coregonus sp. 'balchen'
Lineage: Eukaryota; Metazoa; Chordata; Actinopteri; Salmoniformes; Salmonidae
Source: the annotation of a GenBank genome assembly